CUCAUGGUACCAUACAACUGUGUGCAUACGACGUGAGCCCGAUACAGAUAUGAGCGAAAUGCAGAACCCCUUCUCGCGGCUCAGCCCUGAGUUGAUUCAGAAUAUUGCAGGCUUUAUGCACACCAAUGACAUAGCGACUGGCUUCAAGCUCGCUUGCCAAGAGGUCGCUGCAGCGCUGCGGGCGCAACACCGCGUCAUCCAGCUUCGUGGCGAGCCGCGGACGCUGAGAUCGGCCAAUCUCGAUACAUUUGCAGUCGCAAUAGCGGCACAUCCCUGGCCCGGAGCUGCCUUCGUGGCGCACUGGGGCCGCCCCGAGCCCUGGCGCGCGCUGCCCCGAUGGCCGCGCCACCGGCUGCUGUGCCUGGCCGCGUCCAGCCGGCACCCGCCCAGCCUGGAGGCGGCCCUGGCGCACUGCGGCACAGCCAUCGAGACUGACGCGCUGGAGUCCGCAAUCAUAGCGCAUGACCUGGCGGCGUGCCGGUGGCUGUUCGAGACGGAGGGCUGCGACUGGAAGCCAGAGUGGCAGCGUGAACGAAUCCCGGCGGUGGCAGGUCUUGCCGGCAGCGUGCCGGUGUGCCGGUGGCUUUGGGAGACCGUCCCACAACAUGAGCUCAAUGUGGCUGGAAUGUUUCUGUCAAAUCUGUGCUACGCCGGCCACUCUGGCGUGGUGGAGUGGGUGCUUGAGGAGGUGACAGGUGGACUCCCGCACAACCGCAAUAAUUACAGCUUCUGGCCAGCAGCUGCGGCGGCGGGGGGGCGGCUGGAGCUGCUGCAGCAGCUGGCGAGCCGCUUUCCCUUUGACCCGGAGGGGCAGAACGGCGUUCCCGUCGCGCUGGCAGACGUUGCAUAUGGCUGCCCGCUGGCGGUGUUGCAGCGGUACUACGAUCCAUGGGGCGCAGCAGUAGGACUGCUGGAGAAAGCUGGGCAGAAGCUGCAUGUGCUGCUGUGCGCGGCGGCCAGUCCCACGCCUGACUGAGCCGACAAAUGCAACUGGCUGUGGACGCGGUGGGCUGUGGAGGGUGUCAACUUCAGCCCAGAGGACUUUCAUGACGGAGGAUUUAAGAGGAUGCGGCUGGUUGCCAACAUGCUGCA
Molecule: messenger RNA, 1092 nt
Organism: Chlamydomonas reinhardtii
Lineage: Eukaryota; Viridiplantae; Chlorophyta; Chlorophyceae; Chlamydomonadales; Chlamydomonadaceae
Exons: 1
Coding region: 116-976 (286 amino acids)
Biological process (GO): ceramide biosynthetic process; sphingolipid catabolic process
Cellular component (GO): cell periphery; membrane; endoplasmic reticulum
Molecular function (GO): glycerophospholipase activity
Source: RefSeq, a predicted model, not a curated record